Messenger RNA from Penicillium alfredii, 630 nucleotides. RefSeq names its product Rab family GTPase YPT6. The transcript has 5 exons. Gene Ontology annotation, molecular function: GTPase activity; GTP binding. Lineage: Eukaryota; Fungi; Ascomycota; Eurotiomycetes; Eurotiales; Aspergillaceae. The coding region runs from base 1 to 630 and encodes 209 amino acids. The record is from RefSeq and is a predicted model, not a curated record.
AUGGCUUCCUCCUCCGGGGUAGGGUCGUAUUCGAACCCCCUGAAAAAGUUCAAGUUGGUAUUUCUGGGCGAACAAAGUGUUGGAAAAACUUCUUUGAUUACCCGUUUCAUGUACGACUCAUUCGACAACACAUACCAGGCCACAAUUGGCAUCGACUUUUUGUCCAAGACUAUGUACCUUGAAGACCGCACCGUUCGCCUACAGCUGUGGGAUACCGCCGGCCAGGAGCGAUUCCGUUCGCUGAUCCCCUCUUAUAUCCGAGACUCGAGUGUUGCCGUUGUGGUCUAUGAUAUUUCGAACGCCAAGUCCUUCCAGAACACCCGGAAAUGGAUCGAUGAUGUGCGCGGAGAGCGUGGCAACGAUGUGAUCAUUGUGCUGGUGGGUAACAAGACCGACUUGAACGAUAAGCGCGAAGUCACCACGGCGCAGGGUGAGGAGGAAGCCAAGAAGAACGGAUUGAUGUUCAUCGAAACCAGCGCCAAGGUGGGACACAAUGUGAAGCAACUGUUCCGCAGAAUCGCCCAGGCUCUGCCCGGUAUGGAGGGCGAGGCCAAGCAGGGGGAGAACACGAUGAUCGAUGUGAACAUUAGCCCCAAGGAGACGACCAACAACGAUGGCUGUGCCUGCUAA